AGUCAAGCAGAACGAUGAAAAUAGGAGCAAACUUGGACUACCACUAAAAACCAAAGAAGCAGAAGCUAUAAUCGAUUGAAGCAAAUCCGAACUACCCUAGACCGGCACUCAAACAGCUCCCGAAAACCUCGAAAGUUGGCUUGUCGGAGAUGUCGUCAGUUCCGACUACCAAGAUCCUGUGGGUUACCUUCGGUCUCAUGACCAUCUCCACCGCCGCCCAGUGGGUUCUGACCACCCGUCAACAACCCAACACAAAAUUGCUUCACCACAUCAGCUUGACUCUAAGCACUCUAACGCUUGUCACCUAUUAUUUCAUCUUGACCGAUAUCAACGUCACAGGAAGCUCGAUCUGGAUAAGAGAUCUGCAUUGGAUCUUGACACUCCCUCUGGUACUCGUAGAACUGGGUCUGAUUUCAGGGGUAUCAAUACAGGACCUUGUCAUCAUGGCUCUAAAUGGAAUUGGAAUGGGCGUGACAGGCUUCCUGGGUACAAUUCAACGAUCCAAUAGACUGAGGUGGCCAUUAGUUUUAAUGGCUUGGAUAUUUUGGCUGAGUAUUGUGCGCGAAAUCCUAACAAGUGGAAGAAGGUCUUCAGCCCGGAACUCAGUUCGGGUGGCCAGAUUCUUCAACUAUCUAGCAGCCUACAUCGUAUUAUUGGUUUCCUUCUAUCCCAUCAUCUGGAGUGCUCCCGUGGAUCCAUUCCUGGAGAUUGCUUUGUUUUCAAUUUUAGACAUGUUAACCAGACCGAUAUUCGCAACAUGGAUCCUAAUCGGAGUGAGCAUCAUACCCGAAUCAAAUGUGGUUGGUGCCAAUCGUUAUAUUGAGGCAAGGAUCUGGAAUAGCAUUGGUGGAAAUAUCGAGGAACCACCACCAGAGUGAUGAAUAUGGUACAUAUGUGAUUGAUCCGAUUCAUUUUCCAUUCAGAAUGCCUCCAUAGCUUAUUACCACCCGCUCACAAGUAUUAUCAAAGAACAAAUUUGCUCAAUUAACUGUUCAUCCAUUGAAUAAUCUAUUUCAUUGAUUCCAAAUGAGUAUGAUCAGGGUUUUUGUGUGUCUGUAUAAGUAAACCUAUGUUUCUAACAGUUUCAGUGGCCAAUUUCAACAAAUCCUUGUAAUUCCUAUACUAGUUACACUUCUUGCUACAUUUAUUAUUGGUAAUUCUUGUACAUUUAUGCUGUCAGAACUAGCACAUUUAGAAAUCUGACUCAAGUCCAAGAAACAUUUUAUGAUUCUCAGA
Messenger RNA from Puccinia graminis f. sp. tritici CRL 75-36-700-3, 1236 nucleotides. RefSeq lists its product as uncharacterized. The coding region runs from base 150 to 878 and encodes 242 amino acids. NCBI's taxonomy places the organism in Eukaryota, Fungi, Basidiomycota, Pucciniomycetes, Pucciniales, Pucciniaceae. Gene Ontology annotation, cellular component: endoplasmic reticulum; plasma membrane. The record is from RefSeq and is a predicted model, not a curated record. The transcript has 7 exons.